Molecule: messenger RNA, 1248 nt
Organism: Galeopterus variegatus (Sunda flying lemur)
Lineage: Eukaryota; Metazoa; Chordata; Mammalia; Dermoptera; Cynocephalidae
Gene: CTDSP1
Product: CTD (carboxy-terminal domain, RNA polymerase II, polypeptide A) small phosphatase 1
Exons: 7
Coding region: 1-960 (319 amino acids)
Molecular function (GO): RNA polymerase II CTD heptapeptide repeat phosphatase activity
Source: RefSeq, a predicted model, not a curated record
AUGGGCCUGUCAAUCAGUCGGCCGCUGCGGGGCUCCGGGUCUGAGGUCUGGGCUGGGCGGUGCGGAGGAGGCGGGGCGACACUUAGCCGCGGGACACUGGCCCCAGGCCUUGGGGCUGCACCCCCUACCUCUGGGCCUAGCGUCAGUGAGGACUUUGGACCCACGGGGGCAGAGAGAAUGGAGGGAGGCUGGGAAUGGACGCCCAGGCCCCAGGCCCUGACUCUCCUGAGCAUGAGCUGGCCAGGUGACCAGAAGCCAGCUUCCCAGAAGCCCCGGAGCCGGGGCAUCCUCCACUCGCUCUUCUGCUGCGUGUGCCAUGACGACGGGGAGGCCCUGCCCGCCCACAGCGGGGCACCUCUACUUGUGGAGGAGAAUGGCGCCAUCCCCAAGCAGACCCCGGUCCAGUACCUGCUCCCCGAGGCCAAGGCCCAGGACCUAGACAAGAUCUGCGUGGUCAUCGACCUGGAUGAGACCCUGGUGCACAGCUCCUUCAAGCCAGUGAACAACGCCGACUUCAUCAUCCCUGUGGAGAUUGAUGGGGUGGUCCACCAGGUCUACGUGCUGAAGCGGCCCCACGUGGAUGAGUUCCUGCAGCGAAUGGGCGAACUUUUUGAGUGUGUGCUGUUCACUGCCAGCCUUGCCAAGUAUGCAGAUCCAGUAGCUGACCUGCUGGACAAGUGGGGGGCCUUCCGGGCCCGGCUGUUUCGAGAGUCCUGCGUCUUCCACCGGGGGAACUACGUGAAGGACCUGAGCCGGCUGGGCCGAGACCUCCGGCGAGUGCUCAUCUUGGACAACUCACCUGCCUCCUAUGUCUUCCAUCCAGACAACGCCGUACCCGUGGCCUCAUGGUUUGACAACAUGAGUGACACAGAGCUCCAUGACCUCCUGCCCUUCUUUGAGCAACUCAGCCGCGUGGACGACGUCUACUCAGUGCUCAGGCAGCCACGGCCGGGGAGCUAGUGAGGCUGAUGGGGCCUGGACCUGCCCCAGCCGACGCCUGUACCUCCUCACACGCAGACUCUGUGCGGCGCCCACGCUCUUUAUUAAGAAAACCCAUGAGCUGCCACCACACUCAUCGCCAUGGGGAAGCAGGCAUCUCCCUCUCCAGCCUCGCCAGGCUGCGUAGGGGCAGCAGACUGCACCGAGUGCCUUUGAACCUCUUCUCCCUUCUUGGGAGAUCUGGGGGACCCUGCCUGCUGCUCCCCCUUUCUGUCUCCUCUCUCUGCACUGCCAUGUUUCUCUGCUGCC